Myxocyprinus asiaticus (Chinese sucker) is the source of this 2163-nucleotide messenger RNA. Its product is annotated as lysosomal protective protein-like. Gene Ontology annotation, molecular function: serine-type carboxypeptidase activity. The record is from RefSeq and is a predicted model, not a curated record. Lineage: Eukaryota; Metazoa; Chordata; Actinopteri; Cypriniformes; Catostomidae. Gene Ontology annotation, biological process: proteolysis. The transcript is spliced from 15 exons. Bases 100 to 1539 code for a protein of 479 amino acids.
UUGACAGACUGGACGUGUUAACGUCAUGUGACUUGAUCACGGGAAUGUUGAAGUCACAUGAGUGUGUUAGUCUACUUAAGAGUUUAACAGCCUGUUAUCAUGUUUAUUUCCACACCUGGAAAGAUGCAUCUUGUGUUGGUGUGUUUGCUUUUGGGGUUUUUGGAGGUUUUUGGAGCUCCAGAUGCAGAUGAAAUCAAAUAUCUGCCUGGACUUCCGAAACAGCCCAGUUUCAAGCAUUAUUCUGGAUACUUCCAUGUGGCGGACAAUAAACACCUCCAUUACUGGUUUGUUGAGUCUCAGAAAGAUCCAGCGAAGAGUCCGGUUGUUCUGUGGCUUAACGGAGGACCAGGAUGCAGCUCCUUGGAUGGUUUGCUCACGGAGCACGGACCAUUUCUGAUCCAGGAUGAUGGUGUCACUCUAGAGUACAAUCCUUAUUCUUGGAACAAGAUUGCAAAUGUAUUAUACCUAGAGUCUCCAGCAGGUGUCGGGUUUUCCUACUCUGAUGACAAGAAAUACACAACCAAUGACACAGAGGUGGCCCUGAACAACUACUUGGCUUUGAAAGCGUUCUUCCAGUUGUAUCCCGAGUAUGGUAAAAAUGAGGUUUUCCUAACUGGAGAAAGUUAUGCCGGCAUCUAUAUUCCCACACUGGCUGAGAUUGUCAUGGAGGACAAGAGCAUUAAUUUACAGGGUAUUGCUGUGGGCAAUGGCUUGGCGAGCUAUGAGCUAAAUGACAAUUCCUUGGUCUAUUUUGCAUACUACCAUGGACUUCUUGGAACCAGCUUGUGGAAUGCCCUGCAGACAUCUUGCUGCAAAGAUGGAGUAUGUAACUUCUACAAUAACAAGGAUCUGAACUGCUCUGUUAAUGUGUAUCAAGUUCAAAUUAUUGUCUACCAGUCAGGACUGAACAUGUAUAAUCUGUAUGCACCAUGUGCGGGAGGUGUUCCACAAAGAGUAAGCAUUGAAAAUGGGCAGUUCGUAAUUCGAGACCUGGGCCACCACUUCAUCAACCAUGACUGGUCAAAAGCGUGGAAUCAGAAAUUCCGAGGUGUGGCCUCCCUGUUUAAGUCUACGAGGCUUGAUCCUCCAUGCACCAACUCUACCCCAUCCACCCUGUACCUGAAUAACCCAUUAGUGAAGUCUGCCCUCCACAUCUCACCCAAUUCUUUGGACUGGGUCAUCUGCAGCGCUGAGGUCAAUCUGAACUAUAAACGGCUGUUUAUGGAUGUGAAGAAACAGUACCUUAAGCUUCUUGGAGCACUAAGAUACCGUGUGUUGGUGUACAAUGGAGAUGUUGACAUGGCCUGCAAUUUCCUUGGAGAUGAGUGGUUUAUAGAAUCGCUCCAGCAAGAGGUUCAGGUGCAGCGCAGAACUUGGACUUAUUUCAAUGGUGACACUCAGCAGGUGGGCGGCUUCGUCAAGGAAUUUUCCAACCUCGCUUUCCUCACAGUGAAGGGUUCAGGCCACAUGGUUCCCACUGAUAAACCCAUAGCGGCCUUCACCAUGUUUACCCGCUUCAUCACCAAGCAACCUUACUAAUCCACACUCAGGAAUUUUUACUUUCUUUUAAAUCCAGAUUUGCACUGACAUAGGUUAGAGGUUUCCAUAGUUGGACCACUGACUAUAUUAUGUCUUUGUUUUCUCUACCACUUUAUCAUCAAAAAUGAAUCAAAUUUUCCACUUUACACUAUAUGUAGUUUGAAUUGCUAGUCUUCUGAAUAAGAUUAUUAGAUCAUAAUGGAGUGUUCGAGGAACUCGCAGCUUAAGAUGAUGUUUAAGACACCUGUUUGCAUCUGACGAAGUGCGAUUUGAUUAUUUGCGAAGCUGCUCUGUGUUUGUCCAUUUAAACUGAAUCAGAUCUAUCCAGAAUGAGUGGAUGCGGACCAUAAGCCAUCUAUUGCACAGUUUUAUCUUAUUUUGUCAAUUAAAUGUGAAAUAGUAGCUUUGUAUCUUUUAUUUUUUGAAAAUAUUUUGGAGCUGUAUUGAAUUUUCAUGAUCACACAAAGAUUGUCAUGAAUAGAACCAAUUAACACCUCGUUGCACUAAUUGUUGCCUUUUGUUCAGAUGUAAUUGUCCUCGUUUGCUUAAUGUUUUUUUUAAAAUGAUUGAUCAUACGAACUGUGGUAUGUUUGUGCUCACAACGGAAUAAACUUUGUGCCUUUU